UUCAAGUUGCAGGCAGUGAUAUCUACAAGCACCUCGCAGCAGCUCGGGGACUCCGGCCGUCACGAUGACGAGGACGACGGUAGAUGAGUUGGUCUUCUUUGUGAAUGGCAAAAAGGUGGUGGAGAAAAAUGCAGACCCUGAAACAACACUUCUGGUCUACCUUAGAAGAAAGUUGGGGCUGUGUGGGACCAAGCUUGGCUGUGGAGAAGGUGGCUGUGGGGCAUGCACCGUGAUGAUCUCCAAGUAUGACCGCCUUCAGAACAAGAUCAUUCAUUUUUCUGUCAAUGCCUGCUUGACCCCCAUCUGCUCCUUGCAUCAUGUUGCUGUGACAACCGUGGAAGGCAUAGGAAACACCAAGAAGCUGCAUCCUGUCCAGGAGAGAAUUGCCAAAAGCCAUGGUUCCCAGUGUGGGUUCUGUACCCCUGGUAUUGUCAUGAGUAUGUACACACUGCUCCGAAACCAGCCUGAGCCUACUGUCGAGGAGAUCGAGAAUGCCUUCCAAGGAAACCUCUGCCGCUGUACAGGCUAUAGACCCAUCCUCCAGGGAUUCCGGACCUUUGCCAAGGAUGGUGGGUGCUGUGGAGGAAGUGGAAACAACCCAAACUGCUGCAUGAGCCAAACAAAGGACCAGACGAUUGCUCCCUCAUCUUCUUUAUUCAACCCGGAGGAUUUCAAACCUUUAGAUCCAACCCAAGAGCCCAUCUUUCCCCCAGAGUUGCUGAGGCUGAAAGACACUCCCCGGAAGACCCUGCGUUUUGAAGGGGAACGUGUGACCUGGAUCCAGGUUUCAACCAUGGAGGAACUGCUUGAUCUCAAAGCCCAGCAUCCUGAUGCCAAGCUGGUGGUGGGAAACACAGAGAUAGGCAUUGAAAUGAAAUUUAAAAAUAUGCUAUUUCCUCUGAUCAUCUGCCCAGCCUGGAUCCUUGAACUGACCUCAGUGGCACAUGGGCCUGAGGGAAUCUCCUUCGGAGCUGCUUGCCCCCUUAGCUUGGUGGAAAGUGUCCUGGUGGACGCGAUUGCUACACUUCCAGAACAGAGGACAGAGGUGUUCAGGGGCGUGAUGGAGCAGCUGCGCUGGUUUGCUGGCAAGCAGGUCAAGUCCGUGGCGUCCAUCGGCGGGAACAUCAUCACUGCGAGCCCCAUUUCUGACCUCAACCCCGUGUUCAUGGCCAGUAGAGCCAAGCUGACCCUCGCGUCUAGAGGUACCAAGAGAACGGUCCGGAUGGACCAUACCUUCUUCCCUGGCUACAGAAGGACUCUGCUCAGUCCAGAGGAGAUAUUGGUGUCCAUUGAGAUCCCCUACAGCAGGAAGGGUGAGUUUUUCUCAGCCUUCAAGCAGGCCUCCAGGAGAGAAGAUGACAUUGCCAAGGUGACCAGUGGCAUGAGAGUCCUGUUCAAGCCGGGGACCACUGAGGUGCAGGAACUGUCCCUUUGCUUUGGAGGGAUGGCUGACAGAACUAUCUCAGCCCUCAAGACCACUCCAAAGCAGCUGUCCAAGUCCUGGAAUGAGGAGUUGCUGCAGGAUGUGUGUGCUGGCUUGGCAGAGGAGCUGCACCUGGCCCCUGAUGCUCCUGGUGGGAUGGUGGAAUUCCGGCGCACCCUCACCCUCAGCUUCUUCUUCAAGUUCUACCUGACAGUGCUUCAGAAGCUGGGCAGAGCGGACCUUGAGGGUAUGUGUGGUAAACUGGACCCCACCUUUGCCAGCGCCACCCUGCUCUUUCAGAAGGACCCUCCAGCUAACGUCCAGCUUUUCCAAGAGGUGCCCAAGGGUCAGUCUGAGGAGGACAUGGUGGGCAGGCCCAUGCCUCACCUGGCAGCAGACAUGCAGGCAUCCGGGGAGGCUGUGUACUGUGAUGACAUUCCCCGCUAUGAGAAUGAGCUGUCCCUCAGGCUGGUCACCAGCACGCGGGCCCAUGCUAAAAUCACGUCCAUUGACACUUCAGAAGCCAAGAAGGUGCCAGGGUUUGUUUGUUUCCUCACCUCAGAAGAUAUCCCUGGUAGUAACAUAACUGGCAUUUUCAACGAUGAAACUGUCUUUGCGAAGGAUGAGGUUACUUGUGUUGGGCACAUCAUUGGUGCUGUGGUCGCUGACACCCCAGAACACGCACACAGAGCCGCUAGAGGGGUGAAAAUCACCUAUGAAGACCUUCCAGCCAUUAUCACAAUCCAGGAUGCUAUAAAGAACAACUCCUUUCAUGGCCCCGAGGUAAAAAUCGAGAAAGGAGAUCUCAAGAGAGGCUUUUCUGAAGCUGACAAUGUUGUCUCAGGAGAAUUAUAUAUUGGUGGCCAGGAGCACUUCUAUCUGGAGACCCACUGCACCAUUGCCGUGCCGAAAGGCGAGGCAGGCGAGAUGGAGCUCUUCGUGAGCACACAGAACACCAUGAAAACCCAGAGCUUUAUUGCAAAGAUGUUGGGUGUUCCAGACAACAGAAUUGUAGUCCGAGUGAAAAGAAUGGGUGGAGGCUUUGGAGGGAAGGAGACCCGGAGCACUCUGAUAUCCACAGCAGUGGCCUUGGCUGCAUACAAGACAGGCCGCCCUGUACGCUGCAUGCUGGACCGAGACGAGGACAUGCUGAUAACUGGUGGUAGACAUCCCUUCCUGGCUAAAUACAAGGUGGGCUUCAUGAAGACUGGGACUAUAGUGGCACUGGAGGUGGCUCACUUCAGCAAUGGCGGGAACAGUGAGGAUCUCUCUCGGAGUAUAAUGGAAAGAGCUGUGUUCCACAUGGACAACGCUUAUAAGAUCCCCAACAUUCGCGGCACUGGGAGGAUUUGUAAGACUAAUCUGCCCUCUAACACAGCCUUCCGAGGCUUUGGGGGUCCUCAGGGGAUGCUAAUCGCAGAAUACUGGAUGAGUGAGGUCGCUGUCACCUGUGGGCUGCCUGCAGAGGAGGUACGGAGGAAAAACAUGUACAAAGAAGGGGACCUGACUCACUUCAACCAGAAGCUGGAGGGGUUCACCUUGCCCAGGUGCUGGGAUGAGUGCAUAGCGAGCUCCCAGUAUCAGGCUCGCAAGAUGGAAGUGGAGAAAUUCAACAGGGAGAACUGUUGGAAAAAGAGAGGGCUGUGUAUAAUCCCGACUAAGUUUGGAAUAAGCUUCACACUUUCUUUUCUGAACCAGGGGGGUGCCUUGGUCCACGUGUACACGGAUGGGUCAGUGCUGCUGACACAUGGAGGUACUGAGAUGGGUCAAGGCCUUCACACCAAGAUGGUUCAGGUGGCCAGCAGAGCUCUGAAAAUCCCCACUUCCAAGAUCCAUAUAACUGAGACAAGCACUAACACUGUCCCCAACACCUCUCCCACGGCUGCCUCUGCCAGCGCUGACCUCAAUGGCCAGGCCAUUUAUGAAGCCUGUCAGACCAUACUGAAAAGACUGGAACCCUUCAAGAAAAAGAAUCCCUCAGGCUCCUGGGAGAGCUGGGUCAUGGAUGCCUACACGAGUGCAGUGAGCUUGUCUGCUACUGGAUUUUAUAAGACACCCAACCUUGGUUACAGCUUUGAGACAAACUCUGGGAAUCCCUUCCAUUACUUCAGUUAUGGGGUGGCUUGCUCAGAAGUAGAAAUUGACUGCUUAACAGGGGACCAUAAGAAUCUCCGUACAGAUAUCGUCAUGGAUGUUGGUUCCAGCUUGAAUCCUGCCAUUGAUAUCGGACAAGUAGAAGGGGCAUUUGUCCAGGGUCUUGGUCUCUUCACCAUGGAGGAGCUGCACUACUCUCCUGAGGGGAGCCUGCACACUCGUGGCCCCAGUACCUACAAGAUCCCUGCAUUUGGCAGCAUCCCCAUUGAGUUCAGAGUAUCCCUGCUCCGAGACUGCCCCAACAAGAGGGCCAUCUAUGCAUCCAAGGCUGUCGGGGAGCCACCUCUUUUCCUGGCUUCUUCGAUCUUCUUUGCCAUCAAAGACGCCAUCCGUGCAGCUCGAGCUCAGCACGGAGACAGUAACGCCAAACAGCUCUUCCAGCUAGACAGCCCUGCCACUCCGGAGAAGAUCCGAAACGCUUGCGUGGAUCAGUUCACCACCCUGUGUGCCACUGGAACACCAGAAAACUGUAAAUCCUGGUCUGUGAGGAUCUGAAGAGGAGGCUCACCAGUAUGGUUUUACACAACAGCCCUGAUUCCUUGGAGCAACAAGUGCAUACUGCAGUAUCCAGCUUUCCACACGUCCCAUGGGGACUCAGCAGGAUGGCAUUUUCAAGAAAAUGGACAAUUGUGAUCCAAAUCAUGAGUUGCAAACAAACCAAUAAGCAAAUGGGGGAUCUGAUGGCCCAAGUGGCAGUUUUGAGUAAUUCUGGGUAAUUCUGAGUCCAUUUUGAUCACAUAUUUGAAAUGGGGUUAGCAAGGGUUUGCGUUAUGUCCCUACUCGCCACAUGGCCUGUGUAACUGAGAUUCUCACACACCUCCUGACGCUUAAGCCAAAGUUUCUCUAGAUCUGCAUGCUUUCUUCAGAGAGCUUAUAUCUGCCAAGCCACCGAGGGCCAUGUUGUAACCGCAGCUGCACACUCGGAGUCUUCAGUGGAAUAGUGUGUGUGGGGGUGGGUGGGGGGAUGGGGGGAUUAAAACCUCCAACUACCUUUACAUCAUAGAAGACAAUAAAACAUGAUAAUGAAUGUGAGGUUAA
Mus caroli (Ryukyu mouse) is the source of this 4615-nucleotide messenger RNA. RefSeq names its product xanthine dehydrogenase (gene Xdh). Gene Ontology annotation, molecular function: FAD binding; iron ion binding; 2 iron, 2 sulfur cluster binding. The record is from RefSeq and is a predicted model, not a curated record. Lineage: Eukaryota; Metazoa; Chordata; Mammalia; Rodentia; Muridae.